This is a messenger RNA of Nanorana parkeri, 942 nucleotides long. RefSeq lists its product as uncharacterized. The transcript has 2 exons. Bases 1 to 630 code for a protein of 209 amino acids. The record is from RefSeq and is a predicted model, not a curated record. Lineage: Eukaryota; Metazoa; Chordata; Amphibia; Anura; Dicroglossidae.
AUGGAGUUCACCGUUGCUUCUUUAUCUGGUCAAGAAUUGGCAACUGGUCUUGCACAGACUGAAACAAAGCAAACCCCCAAACCUGCAAAUCAAAUUAAGGCCCCGCUUAGUAAUCCCCAAGUUAAGAAUCCCCAGGUUACAAGAACACCCAACUAUGAUGGAUCAACUCCAGUGAGGAAAGAAGAGGAAUCGGCCUUUUGGAAAAUAAGCAUGGAGCGAUCUAGAGUUGAAGGCUCACAGUCUGAAUUUCAGUCCUUAACACCAAGCCAGAUAAAGUCCUUAGAAAAAGGAGAGAAACCACUUCCUGUCUAUUAUAGGCAAGAUUCCUUCCCGAAGGAAAAGGAAGUAUCCAAACCUGAGAAACCUGAGAAAUCAACACUGUUGACUGAAAAGCCAGCUGUAAUUACCAAACAGCCAAAGACUACCAUUCCAAGUGUCAUCUCUUUGGAGAAUCCGAGGCCAAGCCAAUCUUCUGUCAGCACUCUGGAUGAUGUCUUUCUCCCAGACCCAGUGGAACCAGUGACUAAAACCAGAAAGGAACCUGAAAACAAUGAACCUCAACUAUUUUCACAGAUCAAUACCAGCAGUGCUCUCUUGAAGACGGGAUUUGAUUUUCUUGACAACUGGUAACUACAGUCAGUGCUGCUGUCCGACCCAUCGGAGUCCAGUGCAAAUUGUUUCCAUGUAACCUGCAAAUUCUUGCCUUCCUAGACAGCUUUUUGUAAAAUGUAUGCAUUAUUUUAUAUCAUUUUGUGAAGUAUUUGUUAGGUAAGAUUUUAUGUAUUGUUUUUGCAAAGUCAAGCUCUUUUAAAAGGUGCCUAAACUAUUCUACCUUCUUAAGCCCAACUUUUUGAACGGUAAUUGAGAAAAUCAUUUUGUGGCAUUUUAUUUACUAUUACCCUUAAAGGGAAGCUAAAAUCAAAAUUGCCUGUUACUACCCAC